AUGACCGAAGGUAAGAAGAUCUUUGCCUUCGACGGCGACUGGUGCGCCAGCACUGCGCUUAUUACACAGUCCCAAAUUCUGGUAGAGGCCAGAACACGAGAAGGAUUUCCCCUACAAGAACAGCUCCGUGAAGCAGAACGACUACGACGUGGCUACAGCCAUGGUACCAUAGCAUGGUACUGGGCCAAUUGCUUGGUCCUCACCAUCAAUGGUACAUCGCCGGCAUUUUUUGGUCCUUGGCCAAGAACCUGGAUGGCAUGGCACGCCCUACAGUUUGGACUCAUCUGGUGGACAGGAGUGACGUUGGAGAGGCGGAGGAAGACGGUCAACAUGGAGACAGACAUCUGA
Messenger RNA from Neoarthrinium moseri, 348 nucleotides. RefSeq lists its product as uncharacterized. Bases 1 to 348 code for a protein of 115 amino acids. NCBI's taxonomy places the organism in Eukaryota, Fungi, Ascomycota, Sordariomycetes, Amphisphaeriales, Apiosporaceae. The record is from RefSeq and is a predicted model, not a curated record. The transcript has 4 exons.